CCGAAUUGACAGCUUUAAGAAGUAAGAACUACAAAUGAGAAUUGAAAUGGGCAUGGCAGCACAACUAAUAAUAGGAUAACAAAUACUAUUUGCUGCGAUCAAACUCGCCGGCGUCGGAAAAUGAACCCGGAGCCCCCGCCAUUCCAGGAAUCUAGCCGAUGCGACGUCUGCAAAUGCAGCUUCAACACUUUUCGUCGCCGGCAUCAUUGCCGGUGUUGUGGGAGGACCCUAUGUAGUGAGCAUUCAUCCAGUCAAAUGCCUUUGCCACAAUUUGGCAUAUACACCAAUGUCAGAGUUUGUUCUGAUUGUUUUAACAACUUCUCAAAAUCCACGGGUGACAAUUUAGGGCCUUCUGCAGAAAGAAUCAAUUCUGUCUCAGAAGCUGUUUCAAGAUUAGACAUGAAUGGGGAUUCGGAACAUAGAUCUGAAUCAUCUUCUCUGCAGCCACAUGUAUCAACUGUUCCAGAAUGCAAAUGUGGUAUGCCUUUGUGCAUUUGUGAGGUUUCACUUCCACCCGCUUUGGCAGCUCCUCUGCAGACUGUAGCUUCUUCAUCAACUUCGAGUGCGAAAACAAAGAAAACAGAUGGCGUUCCAAGACAAAGACGUCCUACUCAAGAUAGCAGUCAAGGUGUUGGCCCAUCAGCUAGUUGUUUAGAUAAACCUCUGGCAGAUUACGAAGAGAAUGGGGAGGGCUUAAGAGAAGCAAUUAAGAAUGGUGAUCGAGCAGGAGUCAAGGAUCUUCUGGAUAAGGGCGUGGACUCAAAUUACUGUGACAAGCAAGGAUUGUCAGUGCUGCACCUGGCUGCCGUCUUCAAUCAAACAGAUAUAGUUUUUACCCUCAUGGAUCAUGGCGCAAGAUUGGACUGCAAGAAUUCCCAGGGGGAGACACCAUUAGAUUGUGCCCCAGCCACUUUGCAGUACAAAAUGAAGAAAAAGAUUGAGGAAGGAUUGGCUUAACCGUUGAAAUUCAUUUUCUCAGUUGCUGACACUUGCUGUAUUGUAAUUUUGCCUACCAACUGUUCUUAUGCUUUUGGUGCUGUAUUUGUAACCUAAUUGUUUAUCAUGUAGACAUGUACUAGUGAAGAGAUUCAAUGUUGGGUGAAGUUUUGUACUCUCAAACACAAUUAGAAUAAUGCCUUUUAUUCCAGAUAGAGGGAGUACAGUACAAAGUUUAUUUAGAACGGACAUGUGAAUUUUUUCUACUCAA
Messenger RNA from Beta vulgaris subsp. vulgaris (sugar beet), 1207 nucleotides. RefSeq names its product vacuolar protein sorting-associated protein 27. Gene Ontology annotation, molecular function: metal ion binding; ubiquitin binding; phosphatidylinositol-3-phosphate binding. The transcript has 10 exons. The coding region runs from base 121 to 957 and encodes 278 amino acids. The record is from RefSeq and is a predicted model, not a curated record. Lineage: Eukaryota; Viridiplantae; Streptophyta; Magnoliopsida; Caryophyllales; Amaranthaceae. Gene Ontology annotation, cellular component: ESCRT-0 complex. Gene Ontology annotation, biological process: protein transport to vacuole involved in ubiquitin-dependent protein catabolic process via the multivesicular body sorting pathway; protein targeting to vacuole.